Sclerotinia sclerotiorum 1980 UF-70 is the source of this 2112-nucleotide messenger RNA. RefSeq lists its product as hypothetical. The record is from RefSeq and is a predicted model, not a curated record. The coding region runs from base 1 to 2112 and encodes 703 amino acids. Gene Ontology annotation, molecular function: ATP hydrolysis activity; ATP binding. NCBI's taxonomy places the organism in Eukaryota, Fungi, Ascomycota, Leotiomycetes, Helotiales, Sclerotiniaceae. Gene Ontology annotation, cellular component: mitochondrion. The transcript has a single exon.
AUGGGGAGACCCAUGAUAUGGAAUCGCAAGGCUUUAUUGCCAUUGCGUCGAUACGGCACAAGUACAAGUAUAGCUCAUCCGCCAAUCGUUAGAAUUGACAAUGGCACAUUCUGUCGUCAUCAUCCUAAUUCUCACCAUGUCGUCGGACAUACGAAUCCUCCUCUAUUCGAGAAAUUAAAAUUUGAAAUACCUUCAUUUUCGGAGAGAGAGAAACAUUGGGCUAUACUUGGAGCUUCAUCGUCUGGGAAAACUACAUUAUUGCAGAUUUUACGAGGAGGCCUUUUGUGUAUUCCUGCGAAUGCGCGAUCGUACCCAUACCUUAGCAGCGAUGCUAUUGCGGCGAAGAAUUCUAAACUACGAACUCCGAGUCAGGCGAUCAAAUAUGUGGGAUUUGAUGGGGAACAAGGAUUGGGGAAACAGGCUCCUAAAAGUGCAUAUUUGAGUGCGAGAUAUGAAUCGAGGAGAGAGGAUACAGAUUUUAGUGUAUGGGAUUAUUUACGAGGAAAUACGGAACUUAAUCCUUCUACAAAGAUCGAUAAUAGUGUUUUGGAUGAUGAAACACUUGCACGUGUUAUAAAAGAUUUGAAGCUGGAGGAAUUAUUGAAUAUGCCAGUAUCGAAUUUGAGUAAUGGUCAAACGAGACGAUCAAGGAUUGCAAGAGCAUUGUUGGAGAAUCCAGAGGUUUUGUUAUUAGAUGAACCUUUUAUGGGAUUGGAUCCUCCUACAUUGUUGACUUUGAGUCCAAUGUUACACCGAUUGGCUAAGGCGAAUACUCCAAGACUUGUGUUGUCUUUAAGACCUCAGGAUCCUAUACCGCAUUGGGUUACGGAUUUGGUGUAUUUGAAAGGGAAUUGUGAAGUUGCUUUCUUAGGGCCGAAGGAUGAUGUUUUGAGUCAAUUGAGAGAACAUGUUAGGAGAAGUGAAAAUGGGAGGGAUGAUUUUAAUCUUCAUUUGACUCCGUCAUCUUUGAAAGAGAUCGGCCGGAAAUUGACUUUGGAUGGGAUUGAACAACCUCAAUAUGGAGAAAAGUUGUUUACCGGCAAUUCGGCUUCCAUUAAAGAGAGAAUUCCAGAGAAGACAGGUCCACUAAGUCGAGAUGGUUACCCCUUGAAUGAUGUUCAACCACUAGAGACAGGAGAGACAUUAAUAGAAAUGGAAGGUGCUCGGGUGGAGUAUGGAGAUAAAUCCGUACUUGGAAACUGGAUUGAAAAUGUAAAUGGUGUCAAGAAAGAUGGCUUAUGGUGGAAUGUCAAACGAGGUGAGAGAUGGGGUAUCUUUGGUCCAAAUGGUUCCGGAAAAACAACUCUUCUAUCUCUUAUAUGUUCCGAUCACCCUCAAACAUAUUCUCUUCCUAUCCGUCUAUUUGGUAAAUCUAGAUUACCAGAACCUGGUAAACCUGGAAUAUCGAUUUUUGAUCUUCAAUCGAGAAUAGGUCACUCAAGUCCGGAAAUUCAUAAUCAUAUUCCUCGGCAUUUAACUUUAAGGAAAGUUCUCGCCAAUGCAUGGGCAGAUACUUUUAUAGGUGUACCGAAAUUGAAUGAUAAUGCGAAAGAGCGCAUAGAUGCAGCUUUGAAAUGGUUUGAACAAGAUUUGAGACUAGGAGGAUCCACUGCUCAAAUUGGUCAUAAUGAUUCGACCAAAUGGGCCGAUGAUAUUUUAUUCCGUGAAAUGCCGUUUUCAUCACAAAGAGUAGCUCUUUUUCUCCGCGCCAUCAUCAAAGCACCAGAUCUCAUCAUUCUUGACGAAGCAUUCAGCGGUAUGGAUGAUGGUAUUCGCGAUCGAUGUCUUUUGUUCCUAGCUCAUGGCGAAGAAAAACAACUUGUCCAUGUCCAAGAAGGACAUUCUGCUAACACAACGGGCACAAAACCAUCUCAACUCAAAAUCAUUGAAUCAGAUAUCGCGAAAGAGGGAAAUGUAAAAAUUAAAGGAUUAAAUAAGAAUCAAGCACUUCUGUGUAUAAGUCAUGUGAGAGAAGAAAUACCAGGAAGUGUAAGGGAGUGGAUUUGUUUGCCGGAGGCUAAUACGGGGGAACCGGCAAGGUUUGGGAAGUUGGAUGGUCCGAUUGAGGGGGAUUGGAGGAGGUGGAAUGAGAUUUGGGGGUUGGUGGGGUAG